Molecule: messenger RNA, 1516 nt
Organism: Trichobilharzia szidati
Lineage: Eukaryota; Metazoa; Platyhelminthes; Trematoda; Strigeidida; Schistosomatidae
Source: the annotation of a GenBank genome assembly
CAGAAAGUUGGUAAAUGUGUAAAUCGAUUAUCAUAUUAUUUCAAGAAUGAGUGUGUGUUUUCACAUGCGUGUUCGCGUGUGUAUGAAGUUUGCGUUAUCAGAUUAGUUGUGUUUCAUUUUUUGUAUAAACAUGAUAACUGUAAAUAAAAAUAAGUGACAAAGUUAUUAGUAUAAAAGUGUUUGAAAAUUCCAAAUUGUUUAUAAUCACAUUUUAUACGAGAUUAUGACAUCGCACAACUACUUUUGUUCAGUUUUAUUCUGUUUAAUAUUUCUCAAUUAUGAAAUUGAGGCUAAUCGACACAAGUAUAUGCAUCAGCCUCUUUCAUCGGAAUUAAUACACUUCAUUAACUAUGAGGCUAAUACAACCUGGAAAGCUGCACCAAGUACUCGAUUCAAAAGUGUAUCAGAUAUUCGUAGAAUGUUAGGUGCACUGCCAGAUCCAAAUGGUGGAUAUCUGCCCACAUUAUGCACUGGUUACACACCUAGCCUUGAUGAAUUGCCGAAAGAAUUUGAUGCAAGAAAACAUUGGCCUCAUUGUCCUUCAAUAUCUGAAAUACGUGAUCAGUCAUCAUGUGGUUCUUGUUGGGCUUUCGGUGCAGUUGAAGCUAUGUCGGAUCGUAUUUGCAUUGAAUCAAAAGGACUGCAUAAACCAUUUUUAAGUGCAGAAAAUUUAGUAGCUUGUUGUUCCAGUUGUGGUAUGGGUUGUAAUGGGGGGUUCCCGCAUUCAGCUUGGUCAUAUUGGAAACGUUCAGGCAUAGUAACUGGUGAUUUAUACAAUACAACAGAUGGUUGUCAACCGUAUGAAUUUCCACCCUGUGAACAUCAUGUUGUUGGUCCAAGACCAUCAUGUGAAGGUGAUGUUGAAACACCGAAAUGUAAAACAACAUGUCAACCAGGAUAUAAUAUACCUUAUAAUAAGGAUAAAUGGUAUGGCAAAACGGUUUAUCGUGUUCAUUCCAACCAAGAAGCUAUUAUGAAAGAAGUUAUGGAUCAUGGACCAGUGGAAGUUGAUUUUGAAGUGUAUGCUGAUUUUCCAAAUUAUAAGUCUGGCGUUUAUCAGCAUGUAAGUGGUGGUUUACUCGGUGGACAUGCUGUCCGCUUACUUGGUUGGGGUGAAGAGAACGGUGUACCGUAUUGGUUGAUAGCUAAUUCAUGGAAUAGCGAUUGGGGUGAUAAUGGUUACUUUAAGAUUAUUCGUGGAAGAAAUGAAUGUGGUAUUGAAAGUGAUGUCAAUGCUGGAAUUCCAAAACUUAAAUAAAUUUGUUGCAUGAUCAGUCUUGAAAAAUAUCUUUCUUUUCUGUUGACAUUAUUAAUCUCUUAUCAUUAAGUUCUUUAUUCAUCAUUCAAUGAUUAAUGACUGUUGAAAAUUAUGUACAAUUAAAUUAUUGUGUCUUGGUAAAUACUUCAUGCAUUUCCAGAAGUAUACUGUUCACUAUUUAAACCUCAACAAAUCGUUGACAUUCCUAUAAUUAUUUAUUGAACAACUUCUUAAAAAAUAGAGUUUCAUUCAUCAUGA